Molecule: messenger RNA, 9560 nt
Organism: Dicentrarchus labrax (European seabass)
Lineage: Eukaryota; Metazoa; Chordata; Actinopteri; Moronidae
Product: neurabin-2
Exons: 15
Coding region: 209-2893 (894 amino acids)
Biological process (GO): calcium-mediated signaling; neuron projection development; actin filament organization
Cellular component (GO): cytoplasm; dendrite; postsynaptic density
Molecular function (GO): actin filament binding
Source: RefSeq, a predicted model, not a curated record
GAGCAGAGCAGAGGAGAGGCAGGCGCUCAGUCUGUUUGCUCGCAGGAGGAAUCAGCAGCAGGACAAUGGACUGUCUCCACUACGGAUCCUAACGGGAACCGGGCUGUUUCACCGGAAUAUAAGGGGGUGAAUGUCAAACACUCCAGGAUGCUGCAGUCCUCAUCCCUGCUAACCUGCUGUUCACCAGGGGGCAUCUGAUUUACCAAACAUGAUGAAGACUGAGCCUCCAUCGGCCUCGGGGGGCAACGGGACCUCUGGUGGCAGCAGUGGGGGAAGCGGGAGCUCGAACCUGCGGAGUCCGUCGCCCCACCGCAAUGCCUAUGAGGCGGGGCUGGCGGCGCUCAAAAAGGCCACUGACCACCUCAACAAUGCCGCCAACGGAGGCUCUGACCCCACGGCAAAGCCCGCUCCUCUGCCCCGCCCAACCGGUAGGGGCCGGAAAUAUGGAUCAAAUGUUCACCGCAUCAAGAACAUGUUCAUGCAGAUGCAGUCUCCUGGCGAUGAGGAGGAUGGAGCCAAAAUUAUUGGUAAAGAGCAGGCUGUGAAACUGUCCCUGCCGAGGGCAUCCAGCCUCAAUGAGAACGUCGACCACAGCGCCCUGCUCAAACUUGGGGCCACAGUCUCCGAGAGGGUCAACCGUUUUGACACUAAACCCGGUGGGGAGGGUGGGGGUUCCUCUGUGGGCCUCUCCAAGCUCCAGGAGACCAGGAGGAUCUUUGAACAGCGGACUCUGCAGGAGAAGCAAGCUGCCACCAACCGGAUCUUGCUGAAGAAGGAGCGGGCAUCGGGCUUCCAGGACAGCCGUCUAGAUGUUGUGGCUCGCUUUAAUGGCUCCACUGAGGCUUUGGACCGGCUGGAUGAUCCCCCCAUUCCUGCUCCCGCUCCCACUCCUGCUCCCGCUAUUGUUCCCGCUGCCGCAGCUUCAGUCAGGCCUGGUGAAGCUGUCAGCCCCACGGUGAGCCAGCUCAGUGCUGUGUUUGAGAAGGGUGAACCGCAAAACAAUCUCUACCUCCCCCAACGUCGGUCAGGCCCUGCCCUAGCACCAAAGCCCAAACCUCCGGCCAGAGCGGAGGCUGGUGGAAGGAAGGCCAAAGUGCUACCUCCCGGUAAGGAGGACCGUGAGGAAGUGGCAGCAGGAGUUGUGAGCACCCAGGCAUCAGAGCUACCAGAGACAGGUUCUCUACAGAGGAGCAUAGGAGGAGCCAGCGAGGAGAAGGAGGGGUCAGGACAGUCAGGAGACCAGCUCUCCAACUCCUCCCACUCCUCAUUGUCCUCAGUGGCUGUCACUUCCUCCUCUUCCUCUUCAGAGGUCAAACCAGAGUCAGAGGCCCAGCCAACAGUGACUGAAGCCAGGGGCUCAAGUACAGUGGCCCCAGAGCGGGGGCCACAAGAUGAUAAACAGGACAGCUCCACCGGGGGGUCUGAGGCUGGAGCCAGGCUGGUGCAGGCUGAGGUUCACGCCUCGCUGGAAAAUGGAGAAAAAGAGCCUCCAGAUUCCUCCCCCUCCUCAGACGAGAAAGAAGCAGACUCCGAGAGGAGAGGCGAGGAUGAAGAGGAUGAGGAGGCGGAGGAGGAGGAGGAGAAUGAUGAGGAUGGCUCGAGGAAGGAUGAUUAUUCAGAGGGGGAUCUGGUAGAUAUCAGUGCAUACAGCGGGAUUGGGGAGGAGGACUCUGGGGGCAGCCAACUAGACGAUGAGGAGGAUGAAGAAGAUGAGGAGGUGUAUCAGCCAGAAAGCAGCUGCUCCGAGAUCCCAGGCCUCCCUGAGGAAGAGGAGCCUCCGCCACCCAAUAGGAAGAUUUGUUUCAGUACUGGGCCAAUCAAGGUCUUCACCACCUACUCUAAUGAAGACUACGAUCGGCGCAAUGAUGACGUGGACCCCAUGGCAGCUUCAGCCGAGUAUGAGCUGGAGAAAAGAGUCGAGAAACUGGACCUAUUUCCUGUGGAGCUGGAGAAAGACAGUGACGGUCUGGGGAUCAGUAUCAUAGGGAUGGGUGCAGGAGCUGAUAUGGGUCUGGAGAAGCUGGGGAUCUUUGUUAAGACGGUCACCGAUGGUGGAGCUGCGCAGAGAGACGGCAGGAUCCAGGUAAAUGAUCUGAUAGUGGAGGUUGAUGGGACCAGCCUGGUUGGCGUCACUCAGAGCCUCGCUGCCUCUGUCCUCCGCAACACCACCGGCACCGUCAGCUUUGUGAUUGGUCGGGAGAAGCCCGGGGAGCAGAGCGAAGUGGCUCAGCUCAUCCAGCAGACUCUGGAGCAGGAGAGAUGGCAAAGAGAGAUGAUGGAGCAGAGAUACAAACAGUACAUGGACGAUGAUGAAGAGACGGGUGAAUAUGCAACAGACGAGGAAGAGGAGAUGAGUCCAGUGUUUCCAAACUCUAUUGAGGUUUUUGACCUGGCGGAGAACCAGGACAUGUCUCCUGUGGAGCUGGACCCAGAGAAGCUAGCCCACAAAUUCAAGGAGCUCCAGAUUAAACAUGCAGUAACCCAGGCGGAGAUCCAGCUGUUAAAGAGGAAGCUGGCUCAUGCGGAGCAGGAUAAGUUGCGUUGGCGGAUGGAGCGCGCUCAGUUGGAGCAAAACAUCCGGGACAGUAAAGAGAGGAUGGAGAAACUUGAGGGCUAUUGGAUGGAGGCACAGUCCCUGUGUAAGGCAGUGGAUGAACACCUGAAGGAAACCCAGUCUCAGUACCAAACCCUUGAGAGGAAAUACAGCAAAGCCAAGAGACUGAUUAAAGAGUACCAGCAGAAGGAGAUUGAGUACCUGAAGAAGGAGACGGCUCAGCGUCGAGCACAAGAAGAGAGUGAGGCAACACACAAAGAGGAGGCAGAUAACCUGCAGGAAAAGAUUACAGACCUGGAGACCAAAGUGGAUGCCCUGAAGACCCCCAAACCCUCCUAGAUUGCUGCUACGUCCUACCUCCUGUCUGUGACUGGAAGAGGAGGAGCUCUGCCUUCAUUCUGACCUGGACUGUAUUUUAUUCCAAUCAACCAUUUACUGCACGGACAGGUAGUAAAAAAAAAAAAGAAUAAACAGGGAUGACAAUGGUAAAAGAGAGGAGGAGGAGGGCGACAUACAACAAGGAAAGAAGCAACCUCACAUCUGACAUCUGCCAAUGGCUUACAGCUCUGUCAGACAAUAACCAAUCCCAGAAUGCACCUUCUGUAAUACCCAGAAUCCUCCUUGUGCGUCUUCCUGGCAACCGGCUUGGCAAUCAACACAGAAAUCACAUUCAACAACCUGUACUUUAUUUGUGGAUGAUCUGUUUUGGCUUCUCCUCUCGUCAACAGCGGUAUCCUACCGGGAUUCUACUAUUGAUUCAAUUUUAUUUUGAAAAAGCGCUUUUAUUAAACAGGCUCGUCACAAAGUGCUUUAUAGAGUGACAGAGGGCAUAAAUGCAGAAUUAAACAGAACAAAUGAGAAAGGACAAAGGUUAUUUGAUUGCCAUUGUACUACUUUCGAACUAGGUGGUUGCGGAACCAUUCCUCUUUUGUUUUGUUUGCGACUGGACUGGAUUCCUGUGAAGAGGACUAACAUGCUUUCUGUUGUAUGGCAUUCGAAUCAAAAACCGCAAAGGAGAAAUGGCCACCUGGUUUUUUCACCUCAAGACUCAACACAAAUUCUAAAGUGGAACCUGGUAGUAACACACAACAAAAAAUAACUGUAAAGGAAACAACCACCACUUGCUGAUAGUUAAGUAAUAAAAACUGUAAAACAAGAUGGCCGACAAAUUUCAGAUCAGUGACAAAAACUGUGAAAAAAACAAAAACGCCCACCCCAGCCUUUGGUUUCUCUUUUCUAGCCUAACUCUCUGCAAGCGAUGGAAGGAAUCAGGCAGAAGUUUAGUGGCAUACUGUUUGUAUAUAUUCUAUACAUGUAUUUAAAAGUGUUUAAAUGGCUUAAGGAAUGAAGUGGUCUGAUAUCCGAGAGUAAGGCAGUGCAGUGAGUGGAGGGUGAACUAGUUCAGUAGUCCAGACUCUGCCUGUUUCAUCUCUUUUCUAUCAACAUCAAUGGCAAACAGGGUGUGAAUAGUCUAAUGUGCUUAUAGAGCUUCUAAUGGUGUAUAUUUGUUGGUGUCUACUACAGUAUCUGUGGGUUUACAUGCACACCAACUAUCCUGUUAUUCAGGAUAGUCAUGUGCUAUAUUCUUGAGUUGGUGCAGGGUUUUCAGAAAUCUCCUCUUAUCCAGGGUCACCAAACACCAGAAUAUGCUAGUAUUCUGAGGCUAUUUUGUGUACAGCUUCCACUUGCACUCACUGCAUAAUUUUGUAAGCUCAGGCUACAUGGGGAACUGAAAAUAUUCAGUUAAUUCCUGUAUUCAGAAACUGCUGAUAUGUACAACAGGAUCUCUUGAGGUGCACUUGUAGUGUCAGUUGUUCAAACAUUUUUUGGAGGCAGAACUGCUCAAGAAAAAAUCUCAUUAGUUGAAGUAAGCAUAAGCAAAAGUGCCAAAAAUGUUUGACCAAUACUGGAUUUUUAAGCCAGUUAUUUAUAUUACAGAGUUACUAAACACUGGACCUUUUUAAGGACGCUUAAAUUUGAUUAAUAGAAAAGAAUUAUGACCAAGACGUGUACUAAGCAUUUAGUUGGAAAAUAAAUAGUCAGUGCUUUCUGGUGGACAAACUAGUUAAUGUUAACAGUGUUUCCAAAUUACCUCAAUUUUUAUUUUUGGAACUUCAGAACCAUUUCCUCUUUGACCGAUAAUACUGGCUAAUACGGAAGAAAAGAAAGGUCAUAAUAAUUUUGAUUUUUUUCCAUGAACGACUGUAUACCUAAUUGUAAAACUUAACUACUACUGAAUAUUUAUUAUUGACAUUUGAAUAUCACUGAAUUUAUAGCAUUGGAAUUCUUCACAUUUUUUACUAUCCCUCUGACUUUAUGUGGUUUAAACUCUUACUUAAAGUAAAAUAUUUUAGUGUAAUGAUUCAGUGGUAUUUCAAUAUCAGUACUGUGUAUUCAAGAGUGGUUCAAUUUCUGAAUGAGCUUCCCAGUUGCUUAUAGAAUUCAACUUUGCUCAGUCAGGCUCUAAUAGCUGGUGACCUAGGUAAACUGGUUAGCCUUUCUGAUUUUCCUGUAGCUAUGUAUGCUACUUUAGCCUACUGACUUCCUUAAAGUGUUAAAUACAAUACAAUGAAUGAUAGUAGUCCUUGCCAGUUCUAUUUUUAUUGAUAUUUUGAUCAGUAUUUGUCUUUUCUAAUCAGCUAAUGAAGCCUUGCUUACGUACUACCAGGAGAGUUUUGCCUCUGUGAGAUGUUUGUGGAACUAGACAUUCACAUGGAUAUGAGCUACAGUGUUAUUCAAAAAACCGUGUGCAUGUAAACACACUCCACAUCUCUUGCAUUAGGAGAAGAGUAGAAAGUCCCAGUGCCAGUAUUACGCGUUUAGAAUAUGAACUUAAGUUAGUGAUACAUGCCUGACAUCGUCCAGAAAUGGGUUGAAUACAGAAGUGUUGCUGUGGUCUUUAAAGGUCAGAUCAUUUUUAGGAACCACUGGAGGUGCAUCAGGUUUAUCUUUUUCCCAACAAGUUUCUUUAUAUAAAUAUUCAUUUGGGUAAAUUACAAGCAUUUUAAAAAUACUAAGCAGAAAGAAAAUUGUUAAAAGUAACCAAAGAAAUGUUAUUUCUUGUCAAAAAAUAAGUCCUGUUUGGUUAAAAUGUUGAAGAUAUAUUUUACUAGCGAAGGGAAUAUCAGUGACUUACUGUAGAUUGUACGUUAAAGCUGCAGUAGGUAACUUUAUAACUUUCUGUCAUAUUUGCUGAAACUUUCAUUAUAUAGUGACAGUAAUGGCAUUUGUAAGAAUCCACCGGGCCUGAAUGAAAACAACCAAUCAGAGCUGAGAAAGAUGUAAAGCUUACCAGGGCAUCAAAUACCAACACUCUUGGUUAGUAGCUUGAAAAAAGUUGAUCUGUGUCUGUAUUUGAGUAGAUGGGAAUGAGACUUAAUCAACUAUCUUUCUCUGCUCUGAUUGGUUGUUUUUAUUAAGGUCCAUAAACAUGACAAAAAGGUAUUUAAAGAAAAUGUACCCACUGCAGCCUACUACUCCAAGACUUUUUAAAUUGGCUAAUGCAGAACUGUCUUCAUUUGGAAAUAACGGGGGAAGACAUUUGUCCAUUCCCUUUGAAGGGACCUGUGACACUUCAGUUACAGUACAGUCUCUGUUCAUACAAUAUGAUUGUAUAUUUCUGAUUUGACUUUUAUCCAGUGGUUCAUGAUGACUGUUUGAUAUUCCAAAUAUGAGGUUCAUAUUUGCACGUGGAUGGAAAAAUGGUGCUCAGUAGGACAGUGUUCACACACCAGUAACUUAUACAAAGUUUAAAACGGGCUAACUGUGUAUUUUGCUGCUCUAAUGUUAUCAUUCACCGUGGUGAUUAUUACGAGUUCAUGUGCGUGCUUAUUGAGAUCAUAUAGCUUGCUGGCAAGCUCUUAUAAGGUUGCAUUAAUUGAAAACACUGAAUCACAAAACGGUUCUAUCAGGCAGCCAUUUUUGAUUUUAGCCACAGUCUCGCAGCUCAAAUUUGUCCCUUCUCAAGUGUUGCUAUGAAGUUUGGUACAGGCAUUCAUGCACCCCUCAGGAUGAAUUAUCCUCUAGCACCACUAAUGAUAUUCCCAUUAGCCUCGGCUAAACUUUGUAUUUAGUGCUAAUUAGCAAAUGUUAACAUGCUAACAAGCUAAAGUAAAAUAUUGAAUAUGAUAGGCUAAAACAUUGUACUUCCAAUCAGCAUGCUUACAUUGUCUUUGUGAGCAUGUUAGCAUGUUAACAUUAGCAUUUAACUCAAAGAAUUGCCUAAGGGCAGCCUUAAUAGAGCCACUGGUGUGGCUGUAGACCCGUAGUCAUGUUAAUAUAAAAUAUUUUCUUCUUUGCCAUCUUGCAAACACAGAAUACAUUUCACAAAUAUGUGGAUAGUCGUGAAAAUGAAUAUCUAAUGUAGCAUAAAUUGAUAAUUGUUGUUAGUAGAAGCUUGUCACAGUGGCACACAGUGCGACCGAGCUGCUCCAAAACACCAACUUCUUCUGGUUCACUGUUUUAAUGCCUUUUAAAACAAGGUAUUUGUUCUCAACUUGUUUUGCGCUGACCAAUCUGUCCCCGUAUACUUCACACCUACACAAAUGACAUGUCCCCCUGAGGCAUCCUUUGACCUCCGACCUACAGGAAAUCAUGUGUAUUCAAUUUUCAGUGACUCAUGGGAACAAAGUUUGUGCGCUGCUCAACUCAAGAGCCACAAACAGGAGUAUGAGACAUUUUAACCAACAGACAAUGGUCAUGUUUUGUUUUCUGCUCUGUCUCACUCUCCAUUCUAGAUAUAUGGUGAAAUAUGUCAUGCUGUUAAAGCAACAGUUUGAAUGAUGGAUUGAUUAGAUAUCAUGAUAGAAGCAUAUUUGAAUUGGACAAAGGGGAGUGACACCACACACUUACAGUUUAAGGUUGAUGUUUUCAUGGAAGAUCAUUUUUUUAAAGACACCAAGUAUUUGUCCAGAACCUGCAGUAUAUUUACAUUAUGGUCCAAUUGGACAGGAACAAUGGAGAGAACAAAGGAGAUUUUUAAAGGAAUGAAAAUCAGCCAUAAGCAACUCUUUUGAGUGUUUUAAUUUCUUAAGUAUUUUUAUUACAGUUUCAUCUCUAUGUCAAACCAAUGGGAGCUGUACAAAUGCUGUUUUACCAACAAAUCAAAGUCCUGCUGGUCACUUUUGGUUUAAAGCUGCAGUAGCGUUAACGAACGCUUAUUUAAAAAAAAAAAGUUUUGUCAUUUUUGCUGACAUUUUUGAAUGUGUUUUAACAGUAGUACGUGAGACAGAUAAUCUUUAAAAAAUCAGGUUCCUCUGGCUCCUCCUAGCACUCAUAAUGGUAUUUUCAAGAAUGCUCCAGACCUGGACAAAAACACCCAAUUAGAGCUGAGAAAGAGCCUGAUUUUUUCACAUAUUAUCUGUAUUGUGUACUACUGUCAGGAUAUAGUGAAAGUUUCAGCAAAUAUGACAAAAAAAAUGAUAAAAAAAAUGACCUACUGCAGCUUUAAAAUCUAACCACAGUGAGUGAUCACUUUGCCUUGUUAAGACUAUUAGUUAACGUGCUGCUUUUGCCUUUACAAAGUCUUCAGAUGUGCGCUAGCUGUAGCUGACUAUCACACUUGUUACUCCUCAUGUCUGCCCAUCACAUUAAAAGAAAUAUGUGUUUAAGGAGUGUUUGCCACUGAGUACAGUACAGUACAGACAGACUGCCAUUUUGGCUGACAGAUUGUAGCUCGACAGCAUUUAACUUUACAGAUUGUAGACAGAUCGAUGCCUUUCACCAGGACAUUUUUCAGUGUUUGGUCAUUACUACCCAUAUUUUAAAUGAUAAUCCAACUCCACUCUUUCCCCCUGCUUCACAUUCUGGGAGAUGACCUUUGAAACGCCCUGGUAGCCUCUGAGCAGCUUUGCUGGAGCAGGUGAGAGGGUUUAGUGCCUUGCUUAAGGGUUAAUAGUAAUUGUAGUUGAGAUACCUUUAAGGCCACACGCAGUAUGUUUUGAGGAGUAACACCACACAGGUCCCCUUUAAGCAAUCUUUGACAAAACUGAUUUAUUGAGAAAAGUUUUGGUAUAUGCAGACGACACGAUUAUCUAUGUCCAAUGACUAGAGCUGCAAUGCUUAGUCAAUUAAUUGAUUAGUUGUCAACUACUACAUUAACUGACAUCUAUUUUGACAAUAAAUUAAUUGUUUUGAUUAAUUUUUACAAGAAAAUGGGCAAAUUCUUUGGUUUCUUUAGCCCUCUAUGACAGUAAGCUGAAUAUCUUUGGGUUGUCGACAAAACAAGAAAUUUAAGGAUGUCACCUUGGGGAAGCAGUGAUUAUUGUUUUUCACCAUUUCAUUGUCUAAACAACUUUCGAUUAAUGGAGAAAAUGAUUGAUAGAUUAAUCAACAAUGACAGGAAUUAAUUAGUUGCAGCCCUACCAAGGACCCAGUUUUUCUUGCUUGCAGGCCUAGUUUGACCCUGACUUUUGGCUUUCUUGAUGCGAUGACUAUUUUCAAUGCUCAGGGUGGAAACCUGACUGGACGACUGUCAAAUUCUGUCCUGUAACCAGAGGUAACUGGUCAUUAAACACUUAACAGCCAGAGCAGAUAGAAGUAGUAGAACAGAUGCCUGUUGCAUAGAUUAAGUAUAAGCUUGCGUUCAUAAACCAACUUUUAAGAAACUGGAAAAAUAACAGAACAGGAAAGGUUAAAAAUGCAAAAGCACUACAGGAAGUUUUUAAAUUAGUUUUUUUUUUUUGGGGGGGGGAUUUUCCAUCUGCUUUGUUCUAUUACAAUCCAAUACCCAAAUUUCAUGGCAUUUUGGAGUGAUUUCAGUUUUUUAUAAUAUUAACCCUUUGCUUAGCUUCUUCAAAUACAUUGAGAUGUCUACGUAGUGGUGCCAAACAGUGUGAGCAGGACAAUCUGACAGUGUGUAAGAUGACCUUUGAGUGUGUCUCGGGUCUGAAACAGAUUUCCUUCUCUGCCUGGUUCUGUUCUUUAGUUGAUGCCACCAUGUUUGUCUGAACCAAUACCUGUCUGUCAGCAUUAAUAAAUAAAAAUAUGUUGAACAAGAAAUACAAAA